This is a messenger RNA of Zychaea mexicana, 1374 nucleotides long. RefSeq names its product DNA glycosylase. Gene Ontology annotation, biological process: mismatch repair; base-excision repair. The transcript has 8 exons. Lineage: Eukaryota; Fungi; Mucoromycota; Mucoromycetes; Mucorales; Lichtheimiaceae. Gene Ontology annotation, cellular component: nucleus. The coding region runs from base 1 to 1374 and encodes 457 amino acids. The record is from RefSeq and is a predicted model, not a curated record. Gene Ontology annotation, molecular function: oxidized purine DNA binding; 4 iron, 4 sulfur cluster binding; purine-specific mismatch base pair DNA N-glycosylase activity.
AUGACAAUCAACGAACUUGAUAUUGAAGACUGCGUUCAAACAGGUUGUCUCGCUCACGGCAAUUUGUACCAUACAGUGUCUGCUCAAGAUCGAAGUUUGAUCCAAGAGCGAUUGCUUGAUUACUACGAUCGCGAAAAACGAACGAAUAUGCCUUGGCGUAAACCAACGCGUACCGAUCUCGACUUUGAGGCUCUCAGCCAAAGAGCAUAUGAAGUUGCUACUGUCAUUGAGUACUACAAGCGAUGGAUGACAACUUUUCCAACGAUGCAAGCAUUGGCGAAUGCCGAUAUUGAGAAAGUUAACGAGCUAUGGGCAGGAUUAGGCUACUACUCUCGGGCACGUCGGUUAUGGGAGGGUGCGCAAAAAGUGUGCAAUGAAUUCGAUGGGUCUUUGCCAAACAAUGCUGACGACUUGCAAAAACACAUCUCUGGUGUUGGACGGUAUACGGCUGGUGCUGUUGCAUCCAUUGUGUUCAACCAGUGUGUACCUGUCGUUGACGGUAACGUAAUCCGUGUUAUUGCUCGUCUGCGUGCCAUUGGUGCCGAUCCUAAGAAAUCCAGUACUGUCGAGUUGUUUUGGGAAAUUGCUGCGAAAUUAGUAUCAAAGGAAAGGCCAGGCGAUUUUAAUCAAGCGUUGAUGGAGCUAGGUGCAACUGUUUGCACUCCACAGAAUCCUCAAUGUGGAUCUUGUCCUUUACAAAGCAACUGUUAUGCUUUUACACAACGAGACGUCUAUUCACGAUUAAAAGCAGAGAAGUUCUGGGAACAAAAGAAGCGCAAACGGGAGGAAAUGGAACAUGAGUGCGCUCAUUGCCCUGAAAUACAAACAGUCUUGCGCGAAGACGAAGAUUAUGCUGUCACUAGAUAUCCGGCAAAGCCAGAAAAGAAGAAGGCUCGAAAUGAAGAAUGCGCAGUCUAUAUCAUCCAACUUGAUUCGAAGUUCUUGAUUUCCAAAAGGCCGGAUACGGGAUUAUUGGCAGGGCUAUGGGAAUUUCCAAGCUUAGAAUUGGGAAGUUUGACCACAACUUACAAUGAACGAGCAGUCAAGGCAAGCGACUAUCUAUGCGAACGUUAUGACCUGGACAUCACUGCAAAGGGAGCAGUAUCACAGAGACAGGAUCUUGGAAACGUUGUGCAUCUUUUUUCCCAUAUUCGCAAGGUGUAUCAUGUCGAAUGGAUCCAUGUUUCGGAGGGAACUGUUGUGGAUGACAAAGAACAAGUCAAGUGGGUCACUAGCGAUGAGUUGAAAACUUCACCUAUUCCUACAGGGCUAAAAAAGGCCCUGGCAUUGUUGGAAAAGUUUCAAAACAAAAAGGUAAGAGAUUUCACAUGGACCUUUUCUCUUCUCAUUCGGUCCCCCUCGUCAUUGGUUUGA